GAAAACCUCCAAGACCACCACCACCACCCCCCCAAAAAAACACACAUCAACUUUCUCAGGCCCGAUUUGCCCAAUUUUUGAGUAGACCAAAACUCUUUCGUUCUGCAUCGACAUAGGUACUCUCACCAUUCAAACCACAAAAAAAAACUACUUUUUUCCCCACCUAAAGUAUUUCUCGCCUCCGUGAAAGGAAUCGCGCAAGUUCCUUGCCUGCCUUGGUACCUAGGGGUUGGACUCGCGCUAAGACACCAGCCAUAACAAGCGAACUUUGACACCUCCCAGCUCUUCCUCCGUCUCCCGUCACGAAAUCAUACCUCCCCCCCAUCCCACAACAACACCACAACACUUCCACUUCUUCUCACCGGCCCGCAUUCUCUCUUACGCCUUUAACUUGAAAGGUAUCCCCAUAUUCAGUUCUCGAACAAGCAUUGGGCCCCCCGGAGCCAUCGUCAUUUCCAUCCUCGACUCGGACCAUCAACAAAGCCCAUGUCCUAUACCCAACGCACUUGACAGCACGCCAAUUCUUUCGGUCAGCCAUCUUGGAGCUUCUUCUUAGACCAAUGUACGUUGCAUCAUCCGUCCCCUUCCGCCCAAGUAAUUAAUCGCGUGCGCGACCACCGCCGUGGUGCAACCCGGUCGUGCCCAAUUCUUUCUAUCGCGUCGUACUGACGUGGGUCCAUUUUAGCAUCUCAACCCCUUCUACCUUUCUCCGGAAAUAAUCAUUUAAUACACCAUCCACAUACAACCAAAUCCACAAACAUGCCUCCAGUAAGUAGAUCCAUUCAAGACGCGAUGGCAUCUGCUAGUGGGUGUUCAUUGACGGUGGCAAUGAUGUUAAUUCUCCUGUGUACAGAGUCGAGUAGCAAGCCGGCGAGCGCCCACCAACGAGAAUGACGAGAACAGUGCUGCCGUUACCACACGCCUCACAAGAUCCAAGUCACAGAAGUUCAGCGGAGAGGAAGAAGCACAGCCAGUCAAGAAGGCCCUUGCAUCCAAGAAAGCCGGUGUGAAUACACAACAAACUCGCAAGCGUGCGGCUAUGGGAGAUGUUACCAAUGUUACCAAGGGCGAUGCCGCAGAGGGAAAGAAGGCCACAGGCAAAGUCGGACUAGUUUCCAAAGCUUCACAACCAACCGGUAUCUCAAAGACACGUACAGCUGGUAGACCGGCAUUGGGCUCCAAGGAUACCAACAAGAAGGCUACUGAACUGAAGCGCGUCGGUUCUGGUGUUCUACCUACACAAAAGAGAAAGUCCGCACCAGCCCCCGUCAAGGAAGAGACUCCUGUCGAGGAUGAACAACCAUCACGAAAGAAGAUCCACCUCGAGUCUAAAGUAAAGGUCCAGGUCCAAACUGAGGAGAUUUUUGAGGAGGUCGUUGAGUCCGAAGUGAAGGAGGAAGAAUCAGUCAAACCUAAAUUCGCACCUGGUGUUGAAGACCUCGAUGAAGAAGAUCGUGAUGAUCCAUUGAUGGUUGCUGACUACGUCGUUGAGAUUUUCGAGUACUUGAAGAAGCUUGAAGUCGCAACAAAGCCCAAUGCAGACUAUAUGGAGCACCAGGAGGACUUGGAGUGGAAGAUGCGAGGCAUCCUUGUUGACUGGCUCAUUGAAGUUCACACCCGCUUUCACUUACUUCCUGAAACCCUCUUCCUCGCUGUCAAUAUCAUCGACCGCUUCCUUUCCACAAAGGUUGUUCAACUAGACCGCCUUCAACUGGUUGGUGUCACUGCCAUGUUCAUCGCGUCCAAGUACGAAGAAGUCCUCUCUCCUCAUGUUGCCAACUUCCGUCACGUCGCUGACGAUGGCUUCACGGAGUCGGAGAUCUUGAGUGCUGAGCGAUAUGUCCUCACAGCUUUGAACUACGACCUGAGCUAUCCUAACCCAAUGAAUUUCCUCCGUCGUAUCUCUAAGGCUGAUAACUAUGAUAUCCAAACAAGAACUAUUGGCAAAUAUCUUAUGGAGAUCAGCUUACUUGACCACCGUUUUAUGGAUUACCUUCCAAGUCACGUUGCCGCUGCCUCGAUGUACUUGGCCCGUUUGAUUCUGGAGCGCGGAGAAUGGGUAAGUCAAGUUUUGAUAUAUACACACCAGAAUACAAGCUAAUCAUUUCCAGGAUGCCACUUUGACUCAUUACUCCGGUUAUGAUGAGGAAGCAAUUGAACCUGUUUUCAAGCUCAUGGUUGACUACCUGGCUCGUCCUGUCGUCCAUGAAGCAUUCUUCAAGAAAUACGCAAGCAAGAAGUUUCUCAAGGGUAAACAUAUCCAUUCUUCUCUCGUCACAUCAUCAUACUGACUCUCUCCAGCUUCAAUUCUUACAAGACAAUGGGCCAAAAAGCAUGUUGUCGAACUCGAUAUUGACAUCUCCGUGCCACUUGACGUUGCACGAUAGAAAUCCAAGUUAUCAACACAUACCCGAUACACUUUGCAUCAGUUGCUUCCUGGAUACACCCUGCAUUAUUUGGAUGGGACGAACGAAAAUUACGAUAGACGGAUGACUUCUUCACCGACACCAUUUGCUGUUCAUAGGCAUUUCGCUACUACAUGCCUGUUUUGAGCUGGACCAACGUCAUGAGAGAGUGUUAUUGUCUCUUGGUCCGUGUUAACUGUGUUGUUGCUUUUUACAUUUUCGUUGUUGCUUUUUACUUUUUCUCUUUUUCUCUCAUUCUUGGCCGGCGUUGAUGAUUUUUCCCGGAAGUACGGAGUUUGGCUGUUUAUCCCUCUUCUCAAGGCGCGCUAUCUGAUUUCAGAUGCAUGGCGAAAAGUGCUGGUGGGUAGUGCUUGGGUUACUAUGUGUGCUGGAGGAAGGGGGGUUUUCCAAGAUUGUUUGUGUUAUGGUACCAACCGGGGAGAAACUCUGUACAUAUUUUCGUUCAACAAUGAAAUGGUGUCACGAAUCCUCUUUGGCUGGAAGAGUGCGUGGGACCAUUUGCAUGUUGUAUGGACGAAUACCUUUCUCGGCGUAUAGGAGAGUAGUAAAAUCACUAAUAUCUUUCAACCAAAA
Molecule: messenger RNA, 2999 nt
Organism: Hymenoscyphus albidus
Lineage: Eukaryota; Fungi; Ascomycota; Leotiomycetes; Helotiales; Helotiaceae
Source: the annotation of a GenBank genome assembly